Messenger RNA from Myotis brandtii (Brandt's bat), 6067 nucleotides. RefSeq names its product ATP-binding cassette sub-family A member 8. Gene Ontology annotation, biological process: lipid transport; transmembrane transport. The coding region runs from base 277 to 5280 and encodes 1667 amino acids. Gene Ontology annotation, molecular function: ATP hydrolysis activity; lipid carrier activity; ABC-type transporter activity. The transcript has 40 exons. Gene Ontology annotation, cellular component: membrane; intracellular membrane-bounded organelle. Lineage: Eukaryota; Metazoa; Chordata; Mammalia; Chiroptera; Vespertilionidae. The record is from RefSeq and is a predicted model, not a curated record.
UCAGGCCAACAGAACUGAGAUCAUAACUUCUUCUGAAAAUAGUCUCCCCAGGAACUUUCCACUGAAGCCAAACAGUUAAAGCAAAACCUAUAGAUGCGGCCAAGUUCAGGGAAGAAUGUGACUUGCUUCCUUCUAUAAAAGGAGACCACUGGGUAAAAUGUGUUUCUAGAUUAUGUGCUUCACGUUUCAAAGGACACAGAGCUUUCACACGCCUGCAGUGUAAACAUUUUGUUCUGAAUGCAACAACCAUAGGACAGGGGGAGGAUCAGAGGCAACAUGAAUAAGAGAGAGAGAAGUGUGUGUCAACAAACUGCUGCCUUAUUAUGCAAGAAUUUGCUUAAAAAAUGGAGAAUGAAAAGGGAGUCCUUAAUGGAAUGGUUGAGCUCAUUGCUCCUACUGCUUUCUUUGUACCUAUAUCCUACUACUCAUGAAGUCACUGAUUUCUCUUCACUGCCUACCAUGGACCUGGGACGGGUAGAUUCAUUUAAACUAUCUACUACACUUAUGAUUGUAUACACACCUCUCACCAAUAUAACCCAACAGAUAAUGAAAAAAGUUGCCUUGGCCUCCUUGAUAAAUGAGACAGACAUCUUGGGACUGUCUGAUGGAGAAAGUAUUGAAGAAGUAAUGGCAAAAUUUCCUAUGGGAGCAGUAGGAGUCAUCUUUACUAAUACAUUCUCAUAUAAUUUGAAAUUCUCGAAGGAAGAAUCAAUUUCAAAAAGGAAAGAACACAGAGACCAUACAGCUCAUUGUUAUAAAAUAUAUUGGGAAGAUAUUGACUGUGGAGUUACAACAUCCUGGAAGAAAGGCUUUGUGGCUCUUCAAGCUGCCAUUAAUGCUGCUAUUAUAGAAAUCACAACAAAUCACUCGGUGAUGGAGGAAUUGAUGUCAGUUACUGGAAAAAAUAUGAAGAUUCAUCCCUUCGUGAGUCAAAAAGGGAUAUUCAUGGAUAUCUACCUUUUCUUCUUCCUUAUUUCCUUUUCCCCAUUCAUUUAUUAUGUCUCUGUUAAUGUUACAAGAGAGAGGAAAAGGAUGAAGGGUUUGAUGACAAUGAUGGGUCUUCGACAUUCAGCAUUCUGGCUCUCCUGGGGUUUGCUCUAUGCUGGUUUCAUCUUCAUCGCUUCCCUUUUAUUGGUGCUUAUUAUAAAAUCUAUCAAAUUUGUCAUUUGGACUGGCUUCAUGGUGGUCUUCACUCUCUUUUUCCUCUAUGGAUUGUCUUUGAUAGCUUUGGCUUUUCUAAUGAGCGUCUUGAUAAAGAAACGAUUCCUCACUGGCCUGGUCGUGUCCCUUCUCACUGUCUUUUGGGGGAGUCUAGGAUUCACGGUCUUGUACAGGCAUCUUCCUGCAUCCUUGGAGUGGAUAUUGGGUUUUCUCAGCCCCUUUGCCUUCAUGCUUGGAAUGACCCAGGUGAGAAGCCAUCUAAUUACUUAUUUGACCCAGAAUUUGUCUCCUGGCCAUAUAGAUGAAUAUGAACACCAAUACUCACCCUUGUUUUUCCUGAAGUCCUCAUUUUGGUCACGACAACGUAAUGCUGAUCAUGUGGCCCUUGAAGAUGAAAUAUAUUCUGAUCCUUCAUCUAAUGACUCUUUUGAACCAGUGUCUCCAGAAUUCCAUGGGAAAGAAGCCAUCAGAAUCAGAAAUGUUACAAAAGAAUAUAAAGGAAAGCCUGAUAAAAUAGAAGCUUUGAAAGAUCUGGCAUUUGACAUAUAUGAAGGCCAAAUCACUGCAAUACUUGGUCACAGUGGAGCUGGAAAAUCAACACUAUUGAACAUUCUUAGUGGGUUAUCUGUUCCCACCAAAGGUUCUGUCACCGUGUAUAGUAAUAAACUUUCAGAAAUGGCUGACCUAGAAAAUAUCAGCAAGCUCACUGGAGUUUGCCCACAGUACAAUGUGCAAUUUGACUACCUCACUGUAAGAGAAAAUCUCAGACUCUUUGCUAAAAUAAAAGGGAUUCCACCACAGGAAGUGGAACAAGAGAUACAAAGAGUUGUGCUGGAGUUGCAAAUGGACAGUAUUGAAGACGUCCUUGCUCAAAACUUAAGUGGUGGACAGAAAAGAAAACUCACUUUUGGGAUUGCCAUUUUAGGAGAUCCUCAGAUUUUCCUAUUGGAUGAACCAACUGCUGGGUUGGAUCCCUUUUCAAGGCAUCAAGUGUGGAACUUGCUGAAGGAGCGGAAAAUGGACCGUGUGAUCGUGUUCAGUACCCAGUUCAUGGAUGAGGCUGAUAUCCUGGCUGACAGGAAAGUGUUUCUCUCCAAAGGGAAGCUGAAGUGUGCAGGCUCAAGUCUGUUUCUAAAGAAGAAAUGGGGGAUUGGGUAUCACUUAAGUUUGCAGUUGAAUGAAAUGUGUGUUCAAGAAAAAAUAACAUCCAUUGUUACAAAGCACAUCCCUGAUGCCAAAUUAUCAGCAAAAAGUGAAGGAAAACUUGUCUAUACAUUGCCCUUGGAAAGAACAAAUAAAUUUCCAGAACUUUAUGAGAAUCUUGAUCUCUGUCCUGACCUGGGAAUUGAGAAUUAUGGUGUUUCCAUGACAACCUUGAAUGAGGUGUUCCUGAAACUAGAAGGAAAAGCAACUAUUGAUGAACCAGGUAUUGCCACAUCUGGGGAAGGACAAGCAGAAGGAGCUGGAGACACAGAAAGACUUGUUGAGAUGGAACAAGUUCUCUCUUCACUUAGUGAGAUGAAAGAAACAGUAGGUGGCAUGGCUCUGUGGAGACAGCAAAUCUGUGCAAUUGCAAGGGUCCGCUUAUUAAAGCUAAAGCAUGAAAGAAAAUCUCUUUUAUCACUGCUAUUGAUUCUAGGAAUUGGAUUUAUUCCUAAUCUGUUGGACUACAUCAUCUCGAAAAUAUAUGUUGGCAGUUACACAUGGGAACUUUCUCCCCAUUUAUACUUCCUUGCUCCUGGACAACCACCACAUGAUCCUCUCACUCAAUUAUUAAUCAUCAAUAAUACAGGGGCAAGCAUUGAUGACUUUAUACAUUCCGUGGAGCUUCAGAACAUAGCUUUGGAAGUGGAUGCAUCUGGAAAUAGAAAUGGCAUAGACGAUCCAUCUUAUAAUGGAGCCAUUAUAGUGUCUGGUCACGACAAGAAUUACACAUUUUCAUUAGCAUGCAAUACCAAGAGACUGAAUUGCUUCCCAGUUCUUAUGGAUAUUGUUAGUAAUGGGCUGCUUAGAAUGGUUAAACCAUCAGCACGUAUCCAAACUGGAAAAAGUACGUCUUCGCAGGUACUGGAUAAUCCAUUUGGAUUCAUAAUGCCUUCCUUGCUCUGCCUGUUUUUGUCAUCCAGUUGUGCUCCUUACAUUGCCAUGAGCAGCAUCGAUGAUUAUAAGAACAAAGUGUGGUCCCAGCUUCGGAUCUCCGGGCUCUUCCCUUCCGCUUACUGGUUUGGGCAGGCGUUGGUGGACGUCCCACUAUACUGGCUGAUGUUCCUUCUAAUGUAUUUGCUGGAUAUCAUUUUAAGCCCCAGAUAUUCUAUAUUUACAUUUUUAGAUCCAGCUAUGCAUAUCCCAUGUGUUAUUGGUGCUGCCACAUCCCUUAUUUUCUUUACGUAUGUAAUUUCGUUCAUUUUUCGCAAGGGGAGAAAAAAUAGUGGCAUUUGGUCUUUGGUCUACUUUGUUAUCACCCUUUUCUGUGUGGCCAUAAUUAUGGUGGGAUUCCCUGGAUAUAGUUUACUGUUUUUCAUCAACUUUUUAGUACCACACACCACAAUAGUUGGCUGUAUGCUCUUAUCUUUUUAUUUUUUCAUGUUUUCUGAAAAUGAUGAAGAGCCCCUUGUGAUAUUCCUAAUUACUUUCCUUCAACUUAUCGUCUUGAUUUUUAUUCUUCGAUGUCUGGAAUGGAAGUUUGGAAAGAUAUCAAUGAGAAAGGAUCCUUUAUUUCGAAUUUCUCCAAGAAGCAGUGAUGUACACCAAAAUCCAGAGGAGCCCGAGAGGGAGGAUGAAGAUGUUGAGAUGGAAAGAGUGAGAACAGCAAAUGCCUUGAAUUCCACAAACUUUGAUGAGAAACCAGCCAUUAUUGCCAGCUGUCUACGCAAGGAGUACACAGUGAAGAGGAAACACUGCUUUUCCAAGAAGAAGAAGAAAAUCGCCACAAGGAAUGUCUCUUUCUGCGUCAGAAAAGGUGAGGUUUUAGGAUUACUAGGACACAAUGGAGCUGGUAAAAGUACAUCCAUUAAAGUGAUAAUUGGAGACACCAAACUAACUGCUGGACAGGUGCUACUAAAAGGCAGCAGCGAAGGGGACCCUCUGGGGUUCCUGGGGUACUGUCCUCAGGAGAAGGGGCUGUGGCCCAACCUGACAAUGAGGGAGCACCUGGACGUGUUCGCUGCGGUGAAAGGGCUGAGGAAAGCAGAUGCCACGGUCACCAUCACACGGUACAAGGGGGGAAGGGGCGGGGGGGCGGUCAGGGCCAGCUUUAACAACACCGAGAGGGGCGCCCUCCUGACCACCCAUUACAUGGCCGAGGCAGAGGCCGUGUGUGACCGUGUGGCCAUCAUGGUGUCCGGGAGGCUGAGAUGUAUCGGUUCCAUCCAGCACCUGAAGAGCAGAUUUGGCAAGAAUUACCUGCUGGCAAUGAAGGUGAAGACCCUCGCCCACGUGGAGCCCCUGCACAGCGAAAUCCUGAGGCUUUUCCCCCAGGCUGCUCGGCAGGAAAGACUUUCUAAAGUAGACUAUGGUGUUCCAGUGAAAAAGGAGAUGAUUGCAAAAACUCGUUGUGGGGGAGAGGGCGGGGUUCUGGAUGUCAUUGUGCAUGCUUCCCAUGCAUAUCUUUUCUUUCCAUUCAGGCAGGCGGUCAGGGCCAGCUUUAACAACACCGAGAGGGGCGCCCUCCUGACCACUCAUUACAUGGCCGAGGCAGAGGCCGUGUGUGACCGUGUGGCCAUCAUGGUGUCCGGGAGGCUGAGAUGUAUCGGUUCCAUCCAGCACCUGAAGAGCAAAUUUGGCAAGGAUUACCUGCUGGAGAUGAAGGUGAAGACCCUCGCCCACGUGGAGCCCCUGCACAGCGAAAUCCUGAGGCUUUUCCCCCAGGCUGCUCGGCAGGAAAGGUACUCGUCUCUCAUGGUCUACAAGUUGCCGAUGGAAGAUGUGCGACCUUUAGCCCAAGCUUUCUUCAAAUUAGAGAGGGUUAAACAGAGCUUCGACCUGGAGGAGUACAGCUUGUCACAGUCCACCCUGGAGCAGGUCUUCCUGGAGCUCUCCAAGGAGCAGGAGUUGGAGAAUUUUGUUGAUGAGCUUCAACCCUCCAUGAAGCGGAAGCUCCUCCCACAGGAAGAGGCGUGAAGCCCAAAUACUCUAUGUUUCCAUUCAAGCCUGUGAUUGUUUUUUAAGACAUUUAUUUUGAUAGCAUCAGUGUUUGUAUUUAGAACCUAUAUUGUGAACACUGACAUGGUUUUUGGUGUGGUGAAGAGGAGAAGUGAGUGCUGGGCAAAUGCAGUGACAACAGGGACAGAGGCACCCGACUGAGCCCACCUCCCAGUCCCAGCCUACCUGUGUCUGCAGGUCACCCUGCUCCCAUUUUUCUGUCUAAUGCUGAAUAAAUAAAUUUACAUUUCUGAAUAUGAUAUACAAAUUUUAUUUAAUUUUUUUAUCAAAAACUUAAAAUCCUUUUUUUGCUACCCUAAACAGAGAAAUCCAUAUAUUUACUCUUCAGCAAGUGUGGUACUUUACAAAGCUGAUAUUUUAAUAAUAAUUUAAGUGAGCAUGUCAAAAAGUAUUAUACUUAUUGAAAAAUAUUUUAAUAUAUAUUUUAUGGCUAAAAAUAUGAAAACCUCAUUCAUUGGUCAUAAAAUCUGAUAUCAAUAUAUUUUAUAACAUUUCCACAGGUAACACUAUCAGUCAUACAGAUCUGGAAAACUGAAAACUUGCUAUUAGGAAUGUAUUAUACUUCUUUAUUUUUAUAAACCAACAGAGUCCUAUUUUCACUGUAUUUUUAAAUCUUUGCUAAAAAUGCUUGUAUUAUAACAUCUUUUAUGGACAUCUGCCACUUCAGCUCUGAAAGUUGAUAAAUGUAAUGGGUCCAAUGACCAAGUUGGACGAAAAUAUAAAAUAAAUCUGUUAUAUGUAGUUU